AUGGUCCGGAGUUAUGGCGAACGCGGGGCAAUCCCGGAGCAUCUACAAGAGACGGGCCCCCUCACGGGUCACGGGCCUUCGAGCUCCUCGUUUGUUGCCCCAGUAUCAAAUUUUUUUUUUCAGUCCAUUGCUGGAGCAUGCCUUGGAGCUGGAUUAGGUUAUGGCCUCGCUGAGCCUUUCGGUUACGCCGGCACUCUCGGUGCUCCUUGCGGAGCGUACGGUGGUUAUGGUGCCUACGGUGGCUACGGACUUGGUGCCGUCAGUGCUUCCUACGGAGGAGGUCUCGCAGUAACCAGUGCUUCUGAAUACCCUACUGGAGUAUCUGUUCUCUCUGAAAACUUCAUCGAAGGACCUUUAGCUGUAGCCGGUGCUCUUCCAUUCUUGGGUACUGUGGGUCUUGAAGGUUGCCUGCCAACCGCUGGUGCUGGUGUUGUCUCAUACGGCUGUGGCAACGGAGAGGUCGCCAUCUUGGCUGAGGAUGGUUUCGGCUACGGUGGAAUUGGCUACGAUGGAUUUGGCUAUGGUGGAUUCGGCUAUGGUGGAUUCGGCUACGGUGGUCUUGGCUACGAUGGUCUCGGCUACGGUGGUCUCGGCUACGGUGGUCUCGGCUACGGUGGUUACGGCUAUGGCAUCGGUGGUUGUGGAUGCGGUGGCUACCUCUAAAUUGAAUCCACUUGAGCAACUGAUUAUGGCAUUUGAAAAAGUCAACAAGUAACCUUCCCCCGUUUUCCUCAACAAAAUUUAAUAAUACAAUACGAUUUCGGUUCCAUGCUUAUAAUAACAUACAUAUAUAUUUCCAUAAUGUGCGUUAAAUUUUAUAUCUAACUCGGGAGUUUAUGAGAAAUUAUAUUCUGAUUGAAAAAAAGCUGUUCUUUUA
This is a messenger RNA of Vanessa tameamea, 877 nucleotides long. RefSeq names its product chorion class B protein M1768-like. The transcript is spliced from 2 exons. Gene Ontology annotation, biological process: chorion-containing eggshell formation; multicellular organism development. Gene Ontology annotation, molecular function: structural constituent of egg chorion. Gene Ontology annotation, cellular component: egg chorion. Bases 1 to 663 code for a protein of 220 amino acids. The record is from RefSeq and is a predicted model, not a curated record. NCBI's taxonomy places the organism in Eukaryota, Metazoa, Arthropoda, Insecta, Lepidoptera, Nymphalidae.